GAGUCAAUUUAAUUUUCUGUUUCGGCAGAACUCUUUCCUGUUUUAAAGAUCUUAUGUGGUUUCUCGAGAUUGCUCUGGGCACAAAAUGGCUUGUGGUGCAGCUGGUCAGGAAAUGAAGGCUACUGAAGAAGUGCAAAAGAUUGUCGACGAGGUGAAGAGCCAAGCCGAAGCAAAAGCUGGUACAACAUUCAAUGAAUUUAAAGCCAUUUCUUACAGAGUUCAAGUUGUAGCUGGUCAAAAUUACUUUGUGAAGGUGAAAGUGGGUGACUCUUCUUAUAUUCAUUUGCGCAUUUAUCAAACUUUACCGCACGAUGGAUCAAGACUUGAGUUAACAGCCAUCAAGACUGGAUUGUCAGAGGGAGACAGCUUGGAUUACUUUUAAAUUUACUUCACAAUGUAGCUUUAUUGACCAAUUAAAGUAACAGUAAUUUAGCUAGGCACCAAAGCAUGUCAGAGUAUAAUUAUAAUUUUUUCUUAAUUUGAUGUACCUUUUUAUAGUUGAUUGCACUGUAUGCUUAACAGGUCACAGGACCUCAUAAAAUAAAUUUGACAUACUUUUACUUCUUAAUGAAGAUGGAAUACCACAAACAUUUACAAAUAAAGGACUACAUUAACUCUCUUCCUUAAGUUAUCCAAUAAAAUUAUCCAAAUGAGAAGGACA
This is a messenger RNA of Stylophora pistillata, 661 nucleotides long. Its product is annotated as cystatin-B. Gene Ontology annotation, cellular component: cytosol. The record is from RefSeq and is a predicted model, not a curated record. Gene Ontology annotation, molecular function: cysteine-type endopeptidase inhibitor activity. NCBI's taxonomy places the organism in Eukaryota, Metazoa, Cnidaria, Anthozoa, Scleractinia, Pocilloporidae.